UCCAUUGUUGCAGAGGUCUUCCAGCUGGUCUGGUUCAAGGGACGGGGCCACCAUCCGAGGAUACAAUAGCACUUUAAUUUUUUUGUUUUUAAGGAUGUCUUGCAAUCAGUCUCUGUACGGUAGUUUUCCUCCAUCUCCAUCGGAGGACAGGGGCUCACAGCGGCUGUCCUGGAGCAGUUUGCUUCACAAGCUGACAGAGCUGAAGGGACACAAUCAGAGGGUGACAGAAGAUCAGUACUGCAGCAGUGAAUCUGGAUCUAUGACAGAUCUGUCAGAGUUAGACAUCAGCUCCUUCUUCUAUCCUCUGGAGGAGACCUUGGCUGCAGACGUUGUGACUGCCAUUGCACAUAGUCUCAGUGAUGCAUCGCACACCAGCUUGGAUUGCUCCAAACUCAUCCUCCCUGACUGCCUGCUACACAAUAUCAGCCAAGAGCUGCUCCACUUGGCCGCGAUAGAGCCUUGUGGUCUCAGGGGAGCGCUCAUCGACCUGUGCGUUGACAUGGGGAAACAGGACUCCCCAUGUACUGUGGAUCAAAUAGCAGUAGAUCCAUCCCUUGUCCCAACUUUCCAUGUGACACUGGUGCUGAGGGUGGAGUCCAGUGGACUGUGGCCAAAAGUUCAGAAGCUCUUCAAAAGUAGCAAACCAGCACAGACAUCCUCAUCGUCUCCGAAGUACCACGACACCCUAAAGCUGAGCACGAGUUUCAGGGCUAUCAAGAGGAAACUGUACAGUUCAGCCGCACUGCUGGUUGAGGAGUGCUGAUCGCUGAGCACUCUUGUCUCUGAUAAGCUGAACUCUAAAGAAACUGUAAAGAAGCUGCUAAUUAAUGCAAAAUCUUAACAAAAGCACUCUCGAGACAUAACAAUGAUGACCUGUCUGUGAUGAUGUAUGACGGGGUUAAUACUGAACUACCUUUGUCUCAUAGCAGCUACUCAUGUGGGUGCAGUGAAGAUUAGUGUUUGCACAUGGGUCAGUUUCAUUCCUGUGAAUGUGAAGCCACACCUAUAAGGGAAUGCCUUAUGUAUGUGACAUUUAAAUAUACCAACGGACACUCGUUUUGUAUUUUUUUUUUUAACAUGAGAGAAUAAAUUAUUUUUUUAUUAACUUUUUGUGUGAGUUUUAUCUGUCUGCGUCCCAUAUCCACACAAAUUCAUACAUGCUAUGUACUGCAGUGCUGAGACAAAACAGUAAAGCAGCAGUAUGUUGUAUUUUAUUUCUCUUGCACCAACCAUUCAGUUAUGUUACUGCUGUAAACAGAUACUUCCAGCAGUUUUCUUAGAGUAGUCAGUACUUAAUGACUUGACAUCAGGGGUGUUAAACAUGAGGCCCGGAGUCCAGAACUGCCCACCAAAGACUCUACUCUGCCCUUUGGAUGGCAUGGGAAAUGUGAAGGAAGAUAUCAAUUUUAGACUCUACCUCCCCCUUGGCCAUUAUACACCAAAAUAAUUAAGUACAUAAAUCACAGAAAGUGGGUUUAGUUUUUUUAAAAAAAAGACAAAAAAAGGAGAAGUAUUCUGUCAGUUUUUUAAUUUGUAGUCACAGGACAGUCUGCACAAUGAGCUAACAGAACUUUUUCUAUAAUUUUACACAU
This is a messenger RNA of Haplochromis burtoni (Burton's mouthbrooder), 1592 nucleotides long. RefSeq names its product DNA damage-inducible transcript 4 protein. Lineage: Eukaryota; Metazoa; Chordata; Actinopteri; Cichliformes; Cichlidae. Gene Ontology annotation, molecular function: 14-3-3 protein binding. Gene Ontology annotation, biological process: apoptotic process; response to hypoxia; negative regulation of TOR signaling. The record is from RefSeq and is a predicted model, not a curated record. Gene Ontology annotation, cellular component: cytoplasm. The transcript has 2 exons. The coding region runs from base 95 to 763 and encodes 222 amino acids.